Ceraceosorus bombacis is the source of this 1058-nucleotide messenger RNA. Lineage: Eukaryota; Fungi; Basidiomycota; Exobasidiomycetes; Ceraceosorales; Ceraceosoraceae. The record is from the annotation of a GenBank genome assembly.
AUGGCACUUCGCAGCCUGCGAGGUCUUCUGUCUCCCAGCUCCGCCUCUGUCCGCAUUGCGACUCCGAUCGCCUCGGUCUCGCGCAGACACGCAACAACCAGGGCAGCACCAGCUCGGCCCUCCGCCUCAGCAGCAUCAACCCCCGCAGCAUCCUCGCCCAAUUCUUCCACUCCUACUCCAGCCUCGAGUUCCAACCCCAUCUCGUCUCACCAAGACUUGUCUGAAGCGACCAAUGGCGAGCCAGGAGGAACGACUCCGGGAGAGAAUUGGGCAAUCAGUUUUGCGGGCAUGAGCGUUCAACCUUUCGAUUCGAGGAUCGCGGAUGUGCUGGAAGCGCCCAUCAAGGAGGAAGACGUGGAGAUCAAGCCGGGUGAGUAGCAUACAUGCGUCGACUUGUCUCUACAGUGUUUCGCCUGACCACCACUCAUCUGCUCUCGCAUCAGAUGGAUUGCUCUAUCUUCCCGAGAUCAAGUACAGACGUAUUCUAAAUAGAGCCUUUGGACCUGGCGGGUGGGGAUUGGCACCUCGAGGCGAGACCAAUGUAGGCGCAAAGAUUGUCAGCAGAGAGUGGGCGCUGGUGUGCCUCGGACGGUAAGUCAAGUCGAGUCAUCGUGUCUGCCCUCUUUCCGCACUUUGCUCACCCUACCUUGGUCGCCCGCUCUCUGUGUGCUGCGCUGACUUUUCACCAUGGCAGCUUCGUUGCCACAGCUCGCGGCGAGCAGGAAUACUUUGACCCUUCGGGAGUGGCUACAGCUUCGGAAGCAGCCAAGUCGAACGCUCUGGUCAGGUGCUGCAAGGACCUAGGUAUCGCGCACGAACUUUGGACUCCGCGAUGGAUCGACAACUUUAAGAGCAAGCAUUGCAUCGAGGUCUGGGCAGAGAAUGCUACAACCGGUAGAAAGUGAGUGGUCCACAUUUCACCUCGUUGGGGCAUCUUCACCCUCUCAACGUACACGACGGACUAAUGCUUUCCUCGGCCAUGCUCUCGCAGGCGCAAGCUCUGGCGCAGAAAGGACGCGUCUCCAUUCCAGUACCCAAACAAGGAGGUCAGGAGCUGA